Messenger RNA from Melanaphis sacchari, 1517 nucleotides. RefSeq names its product ribonucleoside-diphosphate reductase subunit M2 (gene RnrS). The record is from RefSeq and is a predicted model, not a curated record. The transcript is spliced from 6 exons. Gene Ontology annotation, molecular function: ribonucleoside-diphosphate reductase activity, thioredoxin disulfide as acceptor. The coding region runs from base 303 to 1385 and encodes 360 amino acids. Gene Ontology annotation, cellular component: cytosol. NCBI's taxonomy places the organism in Eukaryota, Metazoa, Arthropoda, Insecta, Hemiptera, Aphididae. Gene Ontology annotation, biological process: deoxyribonucleotide biosynthetic process.
CCCCCAACCAUCUACAUCAUUUUACCGCGUAAAAUCGUAUCGUGGUCUUUGUGAAACACGAGUGCGUGCGUGUGAGCGCCCGCUUUGAAUGGUUUACCACUAUAAUAGUACUUACAAGGCAUUAUUAUUUUGCCUCCAAAUCCACAGAAUAGUGAAUACGUCUAGUGUCUACUACUCUACUGUUGUUCAGACCUCACGUAUCGUUCAGAUUCAUUCUCAUUCCACGUUUGCUCUUUACUACUUGACUUUAUUUUUUGUGUCUAACGUUAUUUCAUUGACAAUCGACAAUAAUAUUUUCUACGAUGAUGACUAUGAACAAGGAAAAUGUAAUGGACAAUUCACAACAGCCACAGAAAACUAAACAUUUUUUGGAAUCUGUAGCUGACUAUAGAACAAAUUUUGAUGCUACAAUCGAACCUUUAUUAAAAGAUAAUCCAAAACGUUUUGUUAUAUUCCCUAUUAUAUAUGAUGAUAUCUGGGCCAUGUAUAAAAAACAGGAAGCUUCGUUUUGGAAUGUAGAGGAAGUCAAUUUAAAAAAUGAUCUUGAUGAUUGGAUUAGAUUGACUGAUGAAGAACGUCACUUUGUAUCCCACGUAUUAGCAUUUUUUGCUGCUUCAGAUGGGAUUGUUAAUGAAAAUCUUGUCGAACGAUUUUCUCAAGAAGUUCAAGUAACUGAAGCUAGAUGUUUUUAUGGAUUUCAAAUAAUGAUGGAGAAUAUACAUUCAGAAAUGUAUAGUUUAUUAAUUGAUACAUAUAUUCAAGACCCAAAAGAAAAAGACUUUUUAUUUAAUGCUAUUGAAACCAUGCCAUGUGUAAAAAAAAAAGCUGAUUGGGCUCUUAAAUGGAUAAGUGAUAGUAAAGCCACUUUUGGUGAAAGGUUAGUGGCUUUUGCUGCUGUUGAAGGUAUAUUUUUCUCUGGAAGUUUUGCUGCAUUAUUUUGGUUAAAGAAAAGAGGAUUAAUGCCAGGUUUAACUUUUAGCAAUGAGUUAAUUUCCAGAGAUGAGGGCUUACACACAGAUUUUGCCUGUCUUUUAUUUAAACAUUUGGUUCAAAAACCACCUCAAGAUAUUAUUACACAUAUAAUUCGCGAAGCAGUAACUAUUGAACAAGAUUUUUUGACAAAUGCUUUACCUGUUAGAAUGGUUGGCAUGAACUGUGAGAAAAUGGCCGUAUAUAUUGAAUUUGUUGCUGAUAGACUAUUAGUUGAAUUAGGAUGUCCUACAGUUUUUAGAUCAUCAAACCCGUUCCCAUUUAUGGAACUUAUAUCUCAACAAGGAAAGACAAACUUUUUUGAAAAAAGAGUUGGUGAUUAUCAGAAAGCUUCUGUGGCUGUUACUGAAACUCCUCAUUUAUCAACAAUGGAUAUAACUGAUAAGGACUUUUAAAUUAUUUUCUAAUAGUGGCUUUUUUCCUUUUAUUUGUGUACUUAUUUAUUUAAUGAAUUUUUUUCUUCCCUGCAAAGGGUAAUAAGUUACUUUAUUUAACCAAAAAGCACUAUAAGCACUCUGUAUUUUUUU